AUGACCGAAUCUGCAUUCAGCAUCUCCCAUUUGCACGUCAUUACUCCCACUUUUAUGCAUGUGCUCAAGUAUAAAUAUCCAGAGUACUCCACCCCUAAGUCCUCUUUUUUGCUCUUUUUUCAAUCUCUACUAUACAUUGAAUCAAUGGUUUCUAAAACAGCUCAAAUUCUUGCCGGUGCCGCCGUCGUUGGUACUGGUUUAAUUCUCUACCAACAGAAGAAGCAGGAAAAACUUCAGACCCCCAUCUCGUCUGGUCGGUCCGGAAAUAACCCUGUAACUGUGGGUAGUGGCAUUGCUCCAGCAGUUGACAAUCACACCAGAUGGUCGCAGUCUCCGGAGUCAAAGUUUAUUAGCACAAAGUCCUUGGGAGGACCUCCUGCUAAGCAGGACGCUUACAAUGAUGCAAGAUAUCAGUUUGAGCAAGCUCAGCAGAAAUUUGAGGACACGAAGGCCUCUUGGUGGCAAUGGGGUCAGCAAAAGUCGGAUGAAGUAUCUCGUGAGUCCGAGAAGCAAUAUGAAAUUGCUAAGGCCAAGCUGGAGGAUGCCACUCAAUCGUUGCGUGAACAAGGACAAGAUGCCCUGGACACAGCUGAUUCGCAAUAUCAGACCUGGAAGUCUCAAUGGCAAUCCAAAUUGAACGAUGCUAAAGAAAAGACUGAUGAUUUGGUCUCCCAAGCAAAGGAGCAGACUAAGAGCUUUUCCUCUGAGGCUCGCUCCAAGUUAGACAAGUUCAGACAGGAGUUCAACUCCAAGAAGGAGGAGCUUCGUAAGAAGUAUGCCCACUUGUCUGAGGAAGAGCUAGACGGAAAAGCAUUUGAAUCGCUGAGAGGCUGGGGUGAAUCGGCCGAGGCUUUUGCUAGAGAGGAGUACCUAGAAUCUAAGAGAAAUGCUGCUGAGACUAGAAGCACCCUGCAGAGAGGGUACGAUUUAUCUCAGCAAAAGCUGAAAGAAGCUCAAGAUGAGUUCAACCGUACUAAGAAAGCCUGGUUCUCAUGGGGUAAGGAUCAAAACGAAGAAGCCCACAAUCUGGCUUCCAGAAAGUUGGCUGAGGCCCAGAAAUCCUUUGAUGAUGCCUCCAAACAACUUGACCAGUUUACAAGCUCUGUCGCCAAGAGCGCCAAAGACAACAGUGAUUUCGUAGUCCAGAAGACAAAAGAGGGACUAGAUGUUGCUAAUGACAAGGCUCAAGAUGGCCUUUCUUCUGUAAGCAACUGGAUUCGUAAGUAG
Messenger RNA from Komagataella phaffii GS115, 1227 nucleotides. RefSeq lists its product as hypothetical. The record is from RefSeq and is a predicted model, not a curated record. The transcript has a single exon. Bases 1 to 1227 code for a protein of 408 amino acids. Lineage: Eukaryota; Fungi; Ascomycota; Pichiomycetes; Pichiales; Pichiaceae.